Megalops cyprinoides (Indo-Pacific tarpon) is the source of this 1888-nucleotide messenger RNA. RefSeq names its product tripartite motif-containing protein 16-like. The record is from RefSeq and is a predicted model, not a curated record. Bases 169 to 1878 code for a protein of 569 amino acids. The transcript is spliced from 6 exons. NCBI's taxonomy places the organism in Eukaryota, Metazoa, Chordata, Actinopteri, Elopiformes, Megalopidae. Gene Ontology annotation, molecular function: zinc ion binding; protein binding.
UCCUUCCAAUCAGGAUUCACCACCUAUGGCUACAUCAGGAAAAACAGCGGCUCUGGGCUAGACCCUUACAGUGAAAUCGAAACUGAACUUCUUGUUUCCGAGUCCGACAGUCUUACCCCCCGGAGUCUCCGUAUUUUUCUACGUUUCUACGUCUGAGAAGUUUUCGUAAUGGCGCAAACCAGUAGCUCACUGGAUCAGGAACGGUUCAACUGCCCGAUCUGUCUGGAUAUAUUGAAGGACCCAGUGUCUAUUCCUUGUGGACACAGUUAUUGUAUGGGCUGUAUAAAGGGGUUCUGGGAUAAGGAUAUUACUGAUGUCUACAGCUGUCCCCAGUGCAGACAAACGUUCUCUCCACGACCUGCUCUGAACAAAAACACCAUGCUUGCUGAAGUUAUGGAGAAACUGGAACAGACAGGACUCAUAUCUGCCUCUCCCGCCCCUUGUCACGCUGGCCCCGGAGAAGUGGCGUGUGACUUCUGCACUGGGGAAGAGCGUAAAGCUGUCAAAACAUGCCUGGUGUGUUUGGCCUCGUAUUGUGAGGCUCACCUCCAGCAGCACUAUCAGGUACCCCCAUUAAAGAAGCACACACUGGUGAGAGCCAUUGGACAACUGCAGGAGAAAAUCUGUCAUUUCCACAACAAACUCCUGGAGAUUUACUGCUGCACGGAUGAGAAGUGUAUCUGCUAUCAGUGUUUGAUGGAUGGACACAGAGGCCAUGAUACAGUGUCAGCUGAGGCAGAGCGGACUAAACUACAGAAGCAGCUGGGGGAGACACAGAGGGAAUACCAGCAGAGAAUCCAGGAGAAGGAGAAGGGGCUGCAGGAGCUGAAACAGGCUAAGAAGACACUCAUGGACUCUGCUAAGACGGCACUGGAAGAAAGUGAAAGGAUCUUCACCGAGCUGGUCCUUUCCAUUGAGAGAAAGCGCUUGGAGGUGACAGAGAUGAUCAGAGAUCAGGAGAAGGCUGCAGUGACUCAGACUGAAGGCCUUCUGGAGCGACUGGAGCAGGAGAUAGCUGAGCUGAGGAGGAGAGAUGCUGAGCUUGAGCAGCUUUCACGUGUAGAGGAUCACAUCCAUUUCCUCCAGAGUUACCAGUCUUUCUGUACCCCUCCGGGCCCCUCUGAAACACCCAGCAUUUCUGUCAUGCCACUCUUGGAUUUGGGGAAGCUUCAGAAGGGUGUCUCUGACCUGAGGGAAAAACUGGAGGAUUUCUGUGAAGGGGAAUGGCUCAAAAGCCUCAAAGCAGUGAGUGAGGGGGAGAUUGAACAGGCUCCAGGACCUAAGACCAGAGAAGAGUUCUUGCAAUAUUUCUGCAAGCUUACUCUGGACUUCAACACAGCACAUAACUUUAUAAGUAUGUGUAACGGAGACCCAAACUGGAUACGGGUGACUCCAAAUUUCUUAAUGCUAUGUCACUCACAUCCUGAUCACCCAGAGCGAUUUCUGCAUGCGCAGCAAAUUUUAUGCGAAGAGGGGCUGUCUGGACGCUGCUACUGGGAGGUGGAUUGGUUUGGGUCCCAUGAAGCGUACAUAGCUGUCUCAUACAAAGGUAUUGACAGGAAAAAAGAGGAAAGUGAUUCUCAUUUUGUACAUAGCGCCCAGUCUUGGUGUUUGAAAUGCACUCUUACGGGUUACUCUGUCUGGCACAACAGUGUGGAAACUGCAGUCUACACCCCAGAAAAAGUUCCCCGCAAAAUAGGAGUGUAUAUGGAUCAUGAAGCAGGAAUUCUAUCCUUCUAUAGCGUCACAGACAAAAUGACACUCCUGCACAGAUUCAAGACGGUGUUUACUGAGCCCCUGUAUCCUGGGCUUGGGGCAUGGGGAUUUGGUGACCAAGUGAGAAUCUGCAAACCACAAAAUUUCAGGGUCCCACUGUAAAUAAAUAAAU